UUCAGCCCGGAAGUGGAGGACAUAGCAGCAGCAGGAGCAGGACGGCUAAACGACGAUGCUUGACUGCAAGCAUGAGUGGUGAUUGAGGCCUGACGUUGCCGUGGCUCCGGUGGCAGAAACAGGCAUCCAGCUUGGAUGAAGAAUGAAGAGCCCGGUGCACAGGUGCAGGGAUGUGGAGCACGGCCGUGGGCAGACUGAGACCGGGGCCGGGUCUGGGUCCAAAAGCCUACAGCAUGAACAGCGCAUCCCUGUCUCCAAAGACGUCAUCACCUCCUCCUCUUCCUCCGCCAUGUGGUUUAUCAGGGACACCUGUGGCAUCGUGUGCGCCAUCAUCACAUGGCUGCUGGUGUUUUACGCUGACUUUGUUGUGCUGUUUGUAAUGCUGCUACCCUCCAAAAACCUCAUGUACAGCAUUGUGAACGGGACUCUGUUCAACACUCUGGCCUUUCUUGCUCUCGCCUCACACCUCAGGGCUAUGUGCACCGACCCUGGGGCAGUGCCAAAAGGGAAUGCUACAAAGGAAUACAUAGAAAGCCUUCAGCUGAAACCAGGACAGGUGGUCUACAAGUGUCCMAAGUGCUGCAGCAUCAAGCCUGACCGAGCACACCACUGCAGAUGUACAUUGCACUUAUCUCUCUCCACUCUCUGCUCUUGGUGGUCUUCCAUUUUCUCUACUGUUUUGAAGAUGAUUGGACAAAGUGCAGUUCCUUCUCUCCUCCAGCAACAAUCAUCCUCCUCAUCCUCCUGUGCUUUGAGGGCCUCCUCUUCCUCAUCUUCACCUCUGUGAUGUUCGGCACCCAAGUCCACUCCAUUUGUACUGAUGAAACAGGCAUAGAGCAGUUGAAAAAAGAAGAGCGACGAUGGGCUAAAAAAACAAAAUGGAUGAACAUGAGGGCCGUAUUUGGACACCAUUUCUCCUUAAUGUGGUUUAGCCCUUUCUCAACCCCUGACCAUGGCAAGGCUGAGACCUACCAGUAUGUGGUGUGAGGCUCAGAAUGAGGCGGCUGCUCACAACCAAAGUAUGAAGGCCAGCUGAGUUCAGCUCUGUUUACACUGGACAGCCCACGCUAGCAGUGGACAGCAUUUUAUCUGCUUCUUGUGUUGCCAAACGUGUACUGUUUUAAGUUUUUUUAAAUGCCUUUUGUUGCAGAGAAAAAGAAACCUUGUCAGUCUGAGUUCUGUUUGCCAACACUGUGAUGAAUGGUUUGUUCGAUAUCUUUGCUGUAUCCAAAAAAAAAACUUUUUUUCUUUCA
Messenger RNA from Austrofundulus limnaeus, 1253 nucleotides. RefSeq names its product palmitoyltransferase ZDHHC3. Lineage: Eukaryota; Metazoa; Chordata; Actinopteri; Cyprinodontiformes; Rivulidae. Gene Ontology annotation, molecular function: palmitoyltransferase activity. The record is from RefSeq and is a predicted model, not a curated record.